AUGCACUCCCUCGCUCUUCUUUCCCUCCCCCUUUUGGGAUCGGUUGCCGCCGCCGAGUCGGUCACGUCUCUCUUUUUGCCCGGAUUUGAUGCCCAGAAACUUUUCGGGUCUGUUAUGGGAUCUACUGGAUCGACUACCACUUUCUUCGUCAAUUGUCCUGCAGGCACUGAUGCUCUCGACUGUGGUGUCGCGCCUGGAUUGACUGCUAUCGCCGGACCAAAAACCGCCGAGCUCCAAUAUCACGACCAGGACUUAGUUUCAAUCCACCUUCGGUGCGACAUGAGCAAUCCGGAGGUCGCCGACUGCGUCGAGACCAUUGGCGGCGUAAGCGCUCCGUACCCCGGCACAAGUACCGGCACCUUCACUGGCGGUGACAUCGCGACCAUGUAUCUUCCCGUCACCAUCACUACUGGUGCUGCCUCGACCGGCGCCUCGGUCACUGCUUCCACUGCGUCGGUGACCUCUGUUCCGGCUUCUGCUGCCGCCACGACUGCGGCGCCUUCUGCCACUACCCUGAGUGGCACCAAUACCGCCUCUGCAGACAACUCGAAGCUAGCGGCAGCUUACCCCAGUUUCCAACUGCCGAUGAUCUCAUCGCCCCGCUUCUAUUUGCUUGUCCCUGCCGUGCCACUCACCUCCAUGCAUCACACAUAUCUCCUGCAUCUUGCAUCAUCUACACUGUCCACGUUGCCCACGUUGCACAGUUGCGAUAUGAGAGCCAAGACCUUAGCCCCCUUCACCUUCGACCUACUUCCGCUCGGCUCGGUCAAGCCGCGCGGAUGGGUCCAGGACCAGCUCAACCUGUGUGCAACCGGCCUGGGCGGAAAUAUCUACAAUUUCCAUCGAUUCAUCAAGGGAAGUCGCUGGUUUGGUGGCCAUGCAGAGUAUAGCCCGCUCAACGAAUCGGCGCCGUAUUGGUACAAUUACAUCGUACCGCUCGCCUAUUUGCUGGACGACGAGGAAUUGAAGAAGCAGGCUAAUCACUUCCUGGAUCGCACGCUGAAAAACCAACAUGCGGAUGGCUGGAUAGGGCCCGAGCAUACAAAACAUGGACGCGGGAUCUGGGCGCGGUGCUUGGUGUUGAUGGGCAUGGUGAACCACGCGCUUGCAGACCCGGCUCAGUACGAGCGCAUUGUCGAGGCAAUGCUUCGCUUUACCAGGCUUGCCAACUCCAUGUUCAAGGAUGACUUUCAGGGUCUGAUUCCGCAUCCAGGCGACGAGUUUGACGAGUUUUGCAUCACUCGCGCGCACGAGUUGUCCACUACACUGCAGUGGUUGUAUGAGCAGGUAAACAACAGGCAGGAUAAGGAGGUUAUAUGGGAGACAAUGGAUCUCGCAUGGAAGGCUACCCGUGCUGGUGAUCGGGACUGGUCAAAGUUUUUCACUGAGGAAGAAUUCCCCAAGGAACCGGCUGCUCAGGGCUCGACUUUGAUCAAGCAUGUCGUGAAUGUAUCUGAAGCAUUACGCUAUAUCCCCCAAUUGUAUCGAAUGACGCACGAUCGUGACCUUGUUGACCGUGCUCGUGAAUCCGUCGAAAUGGCAUUGAAAUAUCAUGGGACAACGUUUGGUGCUCUUGCGGGCGACGAGUUCCUCGCUGGUGUCCAUCCGAAACGCGGCGCCGAGCUGUGCGGGACAGUGGAACUGAUAUUCUCGCUUUCGUAUCUGUAUCGACUGUUCGGCGAGACCAGGUAUGCGGAUCAGGCAGAGCUUGCCACAUACAACGGCCUGCCUGCCGGUAUGACCCCGGAUUGGUGGGCACACAAUUAUCUCACGCAGAGCAAUGAGCCAUGGGCAAGGAACUUGGAAAACUGGCCAUUCUAUAAUUGCGGAGGGCGAGCUUUGGUAUAUGGGUUGGAAGUCAACUACCCAUGCUGUUUGGUCAACCAUGCGCAGGGGCUUCCCAAGUUUGCCAUGAAUGCAUUUGUCGCAAGUCCCGAUCUCAGGUCGAUUGCCCAUCAGUUCUUAUUCGCUGCUGAAGCGACGAUCCCAGUUCAAGGCGACAGGCCUAUCCACAUUACGAGCGAUACUCACUAUCCGUUCGAUGAGAGUAUUACGUACAGAAUCGAAUCAAGCCGCAGCUUUGAUUUUUACGUUCGUAUUCCAGAAUGGGCAACCAGUGGAAGCACUGUCAAGAAAGACCUUGACAACGAUACUGUCCAAGAAGAGACGGUGCAAGCAGACUCCAAUAGUUUAUACAAGGUACAAAUUUCUCCAGGAAAGUCUUCUUUCAGAAUUACGCUCAAUGCAAGGAUCCGCGUUGUUCCUCGGUCGAAUAAUGCAGUUGCAAUUUACCGCGGAGCUCUUCUAUACGCGAUGGAAAUCCCACACAAGGCCAAAACCGGCCCUCCAAGACACUUUGCCGAAUGGACACCGUUGCCAGAUGACGCCAAGUACUCACAAGCAAUUCGUGAUGUCGAGUACAUCCCUACAGCGGACUGGCAGGUAGCCAUUGACCCGUCACAAGCACACUUUCACCGCGUCGCAACCAAGGGGAAUCUUCCCAACCCUGUAUUUGAAUCCGGCGCCCCGCCUGUGUCCAUCACAGUUGCGGGAAGCAAGAUUUCAAACUGGCCGCUGGAAGGUGACUGCGCUGGCCUACCUCCCUCGAACCCAUCGGUUACUGGCAAACCGUUUGCUAUAAAACUAGUCCCGUUUGCAAGUGCCAAACUUCACAUUUCCGAGUUUCCUAUCGUGAAGCUUGCAAAUGUUGACUUGGAGAAAGUGCAAGGGUCUAGCUGUACAAUUAUGUGA
Molecule: messenger RNA, 2751 nt
Organism: Talaromyces rugulosus
Lineage: Eukaryota; Fungi; Ascomycota; Eurotiomycetes; Eurotiales; Trichocomaceae
Exons: 6
Coding region: 1-2751 (916 amino acids)
Biological process (GO): carbohydrate metabolic process
Source: RefSeq, a predicted model, not a curated record